AAUGAAUCAACUGAAAAAACAUAUCUCUGUUAAAUGCAUCAAUUUCAACACUUAAUCUACAAAUACUCGUACAAGGAGUAUGUCAAAUUAAGUAUCUAAGAAUUCUACAGACCGUUCUAGAUCUGUAAGUAAAUUAUGUCCAGCCAUUAAGUAGAAUAAUGAUAUAUAUAAAUUAAUAAGGUUACCAGCACCUACAAAAAAUUCAGAAUCAGUGUCUAUGUCAAAUUCAAAACCAGUUUCUAAAUUAGGAAAAGUGAAAAUUGAUCUUGGAAAUAAAGGGACAUCUAGAAGUUAAUAAUCAACAUAAAAAUCACGUUCAAACAGUUAAAUAAGUAAAGAAGAGAGUUUUCCAAAGAUGCUACCUGAUUUUGGUAGAAUGGAAACCGAAUUAUUGGAUUGUUAAGAUUUCAUGCUAUAAUUACCUGAAAUUCAUUUUCCUACUACUGAAGAUUUAAUGAAAGAAAGAAUAAUAUUAGCUAAUAGAAUUGCAUAUACAGUAAAAACAAAGAAACGUAUACCACUAACAACACCAGAUUUUUAUAAGGUAUCGCAUCUCUAACCUUAGUAAGGUAGCUCUGUUAUGUGAUAGGCAAGGGAGCAUUUGCAAAAGUUUGUUUGGGAAUCCAAAUAUUAACAGGAGCUAAAGUUGCCAUGAAGAUUAUUGAAAAAUCAACACUUAAAACUGAGAGUGCUAAAAAAAGAUUAUUGUUGGUAAUUUCUAAUAUUCUAUUUUAAGGAAAUUACUUUAAUGAAAACUCUUUCAUAAUAUUAAUAGUUUGCUUCUUUAUUUGAAGUUUUUGAAACAAAAAAGUAGAUUUAUAUCAUAAUGGAAUAUGUUGAAGGUGGAGACUUAAUGAAAUGGACAAAAGAAAAACCGAUACCUGAAGUUUAAGCAAAAUCUUUGUUUAGUAAAUUAAUAUUGGCUUUAUAAAUACUUUAAAGUCAUAAUAUUUUACAUAGAGACAUUAAAUUAGACAAUAUACUACUUUAAGGAGAUUCUAUAAAGAUUUGUGAUUUUGGUGUGAGUAGACAAAUUAUUAAAGGAUAAAAGAUUUUAGAAUAAUGUGGAACUCCAGCUUAUUUAGCACCUGAAAUAAUAUCUAGUAAAACUGGAUAUGAAGGAUUUGCAAGUGAUAUUUGGAGUUCUGGAGUUCUAUUAUACAUUUUAUUAGUAGGAAAAGUACCAUUUAAAGGAAACAAUAUGAAUGAAUUAAAUCAUAAUAUUCAAAAUGGUUUACUCAAUUUUAUGGAAAUGAAAAAAUAAAAUUUAUCAAAUGAUGCUGUUGGUAAUUCUUUAUCAAUAUUUAUAUUAGAUCUAAUCAAAGCUAUACUUAAUAUUAAUCCUAAAUUGAGAAUUACACUUACAGAAAUUCUAAAUCAUCCUUGGUUAAAAGAACUAAAUUUAAAAUAAAAUAAAGUUUCAAUUGUAUAAUCUAAUUUGGAUUUGAGAGUCAUUUCUUAAAUUGAAUAGUUUGGCUAUUAAAGAGAAUAUAUAAUAAAAAGCUUAUAGAAAUAAACACUUUGUCAUAUCAAUGCUAUGUAUUCCAUUUUAACAAGAGUUUAAAAGUGA
Messenger RNA from Paramecium sonneborni, 1570 nucleotides. Lineage: Eukaryota; Ciliophora; Oligohymenophorea; Peniculida; Parameciidae. The record is from the annotation of a GenBank genome assembly.